CAUAGCCCUCGGUGUGUGUGUUGUUGUUGAAGCGAUGAUGGCGGCAGCGGGAUGCGGAUCAGCAACCGCGGCUGCCGUAGGAGGCCAGGGCGGCACUGUUCCUGCCAGAGGACGUUUUCCCGGUCGGCCGUGGUCGUCUCGCACUCGUUUGCGCUCAGAGAAGCGAUGGCAACUUGGGCGAUCAGGCUUAGAGGCUGAUGAUGUGACAAAUGGAGGCCAAAGGCCCCCAAACCUGGUCCUAUCGUUAAACGAAGACCAGUCCCACUUGCGCUUACUGGGCAUAGAAGCGAGCCAUAAGACUCUUGGCCAGGCUGGAUACAGCUCUAGUGGGAGCGAAGAGGUGAGGUCCCAAACCCACCCAGGAGUGGAUGAUUUCAAAGGCUUUGAACCUGAGAAAAAGGGUUCCAAAACAUCCCGGCAAAACCCUUUAAAAGUUGAGGGCAUCAAAUCUAAAAGUCAAGUGGAGGAAGUACCUGUUUCAGCCACAAUGGAUACAGAGGCUUUCCCUGGUGACAUUUUUGAAGAUGACAAAGACUUGGUCCAAAUACUAAGUCCAUCUUCUCAAACAGAACCUGCUAAAGACUGUAAAAAAGGAUCUAAACGAAAAAACACUAAAGACCACCAGUCCACUAAAAAUGCUGCAUCAGCACCAAGGAUUACUAUAAAAUUAGUGGCCAAAAAGAAAACAAAAAGUGUUAGAGAACUUCACAAACACUCUAUGAAGAAGCCGAAAGAAAAAGAACUUCAGGAUCAACCUGAACCAAAGGACCUUCUGGACGAGCAAAUUUCAAGCGCUCAUGUAAAAUUAAAAGCGGAGCCCCUUGAUGACAAAAAGGACAUGGUGGAUAAGGCCGAAGGGAGCACACAAGUGAGGAGGCGUGGGCGAUCCGCUGCCAAGCCAGCACAAACUGCAAAUAACAUCAGUAAAGUUGUGGCUAGUGAACAACAAACACUAUCCAUAAAUCCAAUUGAAAUUACAAGUGAUUGUAGAGCCACAGACCCAAAAGCAACAACAGUCAAACACCAAGACAAUGUCACAGAGUCCAGUUCAGAAGGUCGUCAGCCUGGUACUCGAAGAAGCACUAGAGUCAAAAACCCACUUACAAAAAAUGUCUCAGACAGUGCAACUGCACCACUUAGCUUGGGCAGUACAGAGGCUGUUUCAGCUGAUACAAAGUUAAAUGAAGAGAUCAAACCAACCACACAGAAUAAUCAUAAACGAAGGCAAAGUAAAAGGCUAAAUAAGGAUUUUCAAAAUCAAGAUAUCCAGGACCCAUUAACUGCAAAAUUGAAUGACACCAUUGUGCAGCCUACUGACUGCCUCCAGUCUUUUCAGGAUGCUGAAAAUAAAGUUCCAAAAUUAAAAUUAAUUCGCAUAAAAAAUCCAAAAUAUGAAACACAGUCCAGUGAAAAGAAUUUAACUCGAAAAAAGAAAAAAAGAAAGAAGUACAUUUGGACUCUGGCCUUAGUGAAAACAGUUCAAACCAAGACAAGUGAAAAUGCAGUCAAAGUAACAGAUAAAAAUGAGGUUAGUGAUGACACUGGUGUAAGCAAGAGUUUGAAACGAAGAAGUAAAAAAUCUACACUGGAUACAUCAAACUCUCAAAAGAGUAAGAAGGACAAAGACCCCAGUGAGAAAGGUUCCCCAAAUAAAAAUGAAGUCACUGAAAGAAAACCCUCUCCUAAGCUGUCGGUGGAAGAGAUUGUAAUUGAAAAUGAAAAUGAAACAUUAAAUCAAGAAACUUCUAAAUCAGAGUGUGGAAAAAUUCCACCUCUACAAAUUAAAAAGGUGUCAUCUCCUGGUAAAAAUAAAAGCUCAAAGCCAUCAUUUCUCAUACAACAAGUUAGUCCGGGGCCUGAAAAGAAAGAAGAUGUUCCUAAAGAUGCAAAUGAAGGCAGUGUAGAUAAGCCAACAUCUGAGGAAGAAAAAGUGGCACCCGCCAGAAGGUUGAGGAGGAGGACAUCAAGUGUAGAAGCUCCACAAACAAUGCCUGUUAACCAAAAGCCGGAGACACCUCCAAAAAGAAGAGCCAGGGCAAAUGCACAGGAAAAAGAGAGCCCUCAAAAAUCAGCUGUAAAUGUAUCUCAGGUUUCAGCGGAGGAUUCAAGCACACAUGUUCUACCCGAAAAGACUUGGCAAGAUUUGACUCCAGAAUCUGUUGAGUUGACCAGUGUAGACAUUUCGGAAAAUGCUCACAAGAAUUCCUCACAAAUCUGUGAUGCUGCAGAACAAGUGCCAGAGAAUGAUUCCCCACCCAUUGUGGAGAAAGAUGUGGAACCACUUUCCAGUGAGGCCAAACCAUUGCUUGUGCCUUCAAAAUCUAAAUCUAAACCUAGACGAUGUAGAAAUACUGUUACAGGGAAAAGGAGGUGUGUGCAAAGGAAGAAGAAGGUUAUAUCUGUUCAGGAAUCCCCACAAAUGUUCACUGAUACUGUAUCGGACAUAGUAGAAAGUGUCAUCUCUGAAGCUCUUCAAAAAGACUGCCAGCCGUUAUUAACAGAUGACACCCCCUUUGAAACAAAGGACUGUACACACACUGAAGUAAUACAGGAAAGUAUAGUAUUAGAAAAAAGGCCACAACAGACACCAAUGUCUGUUAAAGAAGAAAAUGAAAUUCAAUUAAUUGAUAAUUCGCUGUGUGUGGUCUCCAAUCAAGGUAAAAAACUGUUGAGCUCUAAAAAGAAAUCCAUAAAAAAAUUAAAGAAGCGGCGCAAGAAUUUGAUUGGACAGCGACAGAAGCCCAAGCCCCGAAACAGAAAUGGGAAACUUGCACCCGAACCCUCUGGGAGUACAGUUAAUUCAGAAACUACUAAAAUGUCCAAAAAGUUAGCCAUUCGUACAUCUGCCUCAAACAAGAAACUUAUUGGGGUAAAUAAAAAGUAUAAAAAACGGCCACAAAACCUUCACAUUUCACAAUCUAAAAGAUCUAAAGCAGCUAAAAUAAUUUCAAAGCUCAUGGAAAUGGAAGAAGCCAGUUUAAAGCAGGAGGAGAGUGACACAUUAGUUGAUGCUUCACAUGGAGAAGUAACUGAGGCCCAACCUGGAAAAUCCAAAUUUGUUAAAAAUAUUAAACAUUUCAUAAUGCCUGUUGUAAGUGCCAGAUCUUCACGUGUGAUAAAGACCCCACAGAGAUUUAUGGACGAUGCAGGGAUGUCAGUAUUGCCUCGCCGGCACUCUCCAAAGAAAGGAUUACAAUUGGGUUUACAGACGCCCCAGAUGCCUCCAGUGAAAAGAAAGGAGGAUGACAUUGUCAGAGCGAUAUCCCCAAUCCUUCCUCUCGAUGAUGACUUCUUGAGUGAAGCACAGUUGGAUGUUGAUCUGUUUUCAGCACAGGAACUAGAAGAUGCCACCUGCAUAUCUGACAGCCUUUUCUCUGAGAAGAAAAGUAGGAAAAAUGAGAAGACAAGUCUCCUAAAGAAUUCUAGUUUCAAAUGGCACAUGCCAGAUGAGUUUGGUGAGAGUAUCUAUACACUGGACAAAGCACAUGAGAAUAAGUGUGAAGACCUGCUUUUAUUUCCUCCAGUGUCCCCAGAAGCACCUGCGGACCUCCCAGAAGCCCAGAAAAAGAAAUGUUCUCUCAAACCAAGCAAACACACUGAUCACCUCAAGAUUUAUCAAAAGCUUAAAAAGCUUAACACAGGGCAUCCAAAGUCUAAAGAACUGGAUAGUGCAAGCAAACCUCCUCAGGCAGCUGUUGAUUUGGCCGAAGGACUGGAUGAUGAGGUGAUGAGUAUCAGCUUAAGGCAGCGGCAUACAGAUGUGGAGAAGGACAAACCAAAACUCAAGAUAGAAGAUCUCAAUAGUCCGGGGGUUGUGAGAAAAGUCUGUAUAAAAAAUCUGAACUUUAAAACGGUUACAAAAAAAACUGAAAAGGAACCAAUCAAAAGUCACCAAGAGGAGAGAAGGCAGUUUGCACCUCUUGAUGAAGGGGAUCCUGCUGCCACUGAAAAGCAAAAACCACGUCUCUCUGGGGCAAAUAAAAGGAUGUUCAAUCUCCUUAAGAAAGCUAAAGUUCAGCUCAUCAAAAUUGACCAACAAAAACAACUCAAAACAACUACGCUAUUGUCAGCUCCGUCCACCCCCAGAUCUAGAGAUGCAACAGUGAAGAGACAAAGGAGGAGGCAGAAGGUUCAACCUAUCCCUGAGGUUCCAGUCAAGACUGAGCCUCAACAAAUACAGGUGCCCGUCACCUCACCUUUGUGUCAGGAGUUUCGCCAUGCUGGAGGUCCCCGUAUCAAACACGUGUGUCGUGCUGCCUCUGUGGUGCUGGGACAGCCUCGGGCUCUGGUACCUGAUGACAUUCCCAGACUGAGUGCUUUGCCUCUCCAUGAAAGAACUGGUAUUUCCCCUUCCACAGACACUAAAGAUAACGGGUCUCCAUCAGAAUCAGACAGCCCUGGGGCAUCAGAUCAGAAGGUCACAAAAGUGAAGAAAGUGUCCAAUCUGGUCAAACGGAAAGGGCUCGGACCGUUUGGAUAUCGCUCUCGGAGAUGUGGAGUGUGCAAAGGCUGCAACCAUGAAGAAGAUUGUGGGGAAUGUAUUAACUGUCUAGACAAACCCAAGUUUGGUGGUCCCAAUACUAAGCGACAAUGUUGUGUGUAUAAGCGAUGUGAUCAAAUUGAAGAAAGGAAAGCACGUAGAAUUAGUGGAAGAACAGUCCCUAAAGGUGCCUCCAAGCGACGGCGUGCCUCUUUAAGUGCAGGGUGUUCUAGCAAUGAUGAAGGGGGCGAGGGCACUGCAGACUCGCCGUCGGGUCAGGCUGAUGGUAACAGCCCAUCUGUUCGGAAGCAGCCGAAACGUGUUGUGAAGCCCAAAGUUUACUUCGACCUGGUCGACUAUGAGUCUGAUGGAGAUAACAAAGGUGUCUCCAAUGCUGUUUCUCCCGCCAGGAGAAGAGGCACUGGACCUCGUUUCAAUGAAGAUUUUGUUUCAUUAGAUGGAUUCUUGGGAGACAUCUCAGAUGAUGAAGUUAGGCACCGGAAGUCUAGUACACAUCGUGUUCCAAGUGGCAAACGUAAACCUGAAAAGGGUUCUUUAGAGGAGACUCCUCCGAGUGUACUCGCUGCCUUGGCUCAUGGGUUUGAAAAAACUGACAGAGAGUUGACAAAGCCUACUCACAAGAUCAGGGUUGACUUCAAGGAGGACUGUACCUUGGAGAAUGUGUGGAACACUGGUGGCCUGAGUGUCCUUACCUCUGCACCUCUCACACCCCCUUAUGCGUGCUUCCUCUGUGCCAGUAAAGGACAGCACGAGAUGCUGUACUGCCAAGUAUGUUGUGAGCCCUUCCACCAGUUUUGCCUUGACCCUUCAGAACGGCCCUCCAAUGAUAAUAAGGAAAACUGGUGCUGUCGCCGAUGCAAGUUCUGCCAUGUUUGUGGCCGUAAAAACAAACACUCAAAGCCUUUGUUGGAAUGUGAGCGAUGCCAGAACUGUUACCAUGCUUCCUGUUUGGGACCUAACUAUCCAAAAGUAAAUAAAAAGAGGAAAGCUUGGGUUUGCAUGACAUGCAUAAGAUGUAAAAGUUGCGGCGUCACACCUGGAAAGAGCUGGGACACGGAGUGGAACCAUGAUAAAGGCCUCUGUCCCGAAUGUUCCAAACUCUAUGAACAGGGUAACUACUGUCCAAUCUGCUUCAAAUGCUAUGAAGACAAUGACUAUGAUAGUCAGAUGAUGCAGUGUGGCACUUGUAAUCACUGGGUUCAUGCAAAGUGUGAAGAUCUAACAGAUGAACUGUAUGAGAUUCUGUCAAGCCUGCCAGAGAGUGUGGUGUACUCAUGUCGGCCCUGCAGCGUGACUCAGCCCAGCGCCUGGAGGGAGCUGUUGUACAUCGAGCUCCGGUCGGGAAUAGAGAAGGUUCUGGCCUGUCUGCUCUCCUCCACCCUCACACAACACCUCGUCACCUGCUCACAGUGUGAAAAGUUGGUUGACCCUGAUCGUGGCAUUGAAGGACAACCUGCCUGUGAUCUCCGAGCUGUAGGAAAGAAGUUUGACAAAGGCCUUUAUACUACACUGAAAAUGUUUCAUGAAGAUGUAGUCCAAAUGGUGAGGAAAAGACUGCAGCAAGAGGAGAAUCUUCCAGAGGAGCAGAGGCCCACAGCUCUGGCACGCUCUUACUACUUAAAGCUUCUUGAGGAAGUUUUCAAUUGGUUUAAUGGUCAAGACCCAAAGGUGUGGAACCCAUCUACCAAAGACUUGCCAUUGGGAAUGUUGUCCAAUGCUGUUCAUCCGCCUACUACAGAACAUGUCUACGCUCAAUGGCAAGAGAGAGCUCAGUCUAGGGUCCCUCUAGGACGAUUACAGGAAGAUAAUGGACAAAACCUGUGUGUAAAAGAGGAGCCUGCUGCCACAAUAUCAGAGGAUCCAAUUAAUCAUUUCAAAUCCAGCAGGAUGGCAAGGCUGAAAUUAAAAGGAAAAAGGGGUAGACUUUCCAAAGCAGAUUUAGACACUGGAUGGACGGAGGAAGAUGACAGACAGUGCUCUUUGUGUCAGAAAUAUGGAGAUCUUAAGCCAAAUGAGGCAGGGAGGUUGCUGUAUCUGGGGCAGAAUGAGUGGGCCCAUGUUAAUUGCUGUCUGUGGUCAGCGGAGGUUUUUGAAGAAGACUAUGGCUCUCUACUCCAUGUGCACAGCGCUGUCACCAGAGGCCGGCUAAUGCGAUGUGAGCGCUGCAACAAGACCGGUGCUACAGUGGGUUGCUGUUUGACCUCAUGUCAAAGCAACUACCACUUUAUGUGCGCCCGCUCCCGUCAAUGUGUGUUCCAGGAUGACAAGAAGGUCUACUGUUAUAAACACAGGCAUCUCAUCAGUGGCAAAAUGGUAAUUGGCCAGGAGUUUGAAGUGAAGCGCCGGGUGUAUGUGGAUUUUGAGGGCAUCAUGCUGCGCAGAAAGUUUCUUACUGGAGUGGAACCUGAGUUAAUUAAUGUUAUGAUAGGUUCCUUACACAUUGACAAACUUGGUGUACUAACAGAACUAUCUGCCCAAAAGGGGAGGCUGUUUCCUGUUGGAUUUCAAUCGUCACGCUGGUACUGGAGCACUGUGAAUCCACACAGGCGUUGCAAAUACACUUGCACAGUUAAAGAGGUGAGGCCCCUUGUUCCUGAAAAACCUGUUGAGGAGAUGCCUGACCAGGGAGACAAUCAAACAAUCGCCCACAGCCCCUGCCCACUGCAAGAACCCCAAGAUCUUCCAGUUAGUGCAGCAAACCGGCAGUCUAACAUCAGAGAAGCCAGUGCACCUGUUUCCACCCAAAAGGCAGACCAUGCAAUCAGGCCAAAAAUGCCCAGAAGGCCAGCUGGAGGCAUGUCCCGCCCACUGCCAUGUCCAGGUGUAACUCCAUUAAAGCCACAUCACAUUUUAACCAUAAGUGAUCUGGAUGAGACCCGGAAACCACGUCGCCACAGUCCACACUCUCAAACCUCCGGUCUUCAUGGUCACAUCUCUCCCCCUUUGCCUGGACCCAUUACACUGCGUUCUGGGAAGUCUUCUCAGCCGUCAUCUCCUCUUUUCCCCCUCGGUGCCACUGAAACCUCUCCCUCACAUCGUCCUGGAGGCAGCAGAAACGCUUCCUCUGUGCGACACCAUGGUAACGCAGUGCCACAUGGUACCUCGUCCUUUUUCCCCCAGUCAUCAUGGCAAGAUAACGAACCCAGCUUCCCUUCUCCAAGUCUCUCCUUCUCUCCGACAAUACCACACUUACCCAGGAGCAGACUGUCGUUCGACCUGAGCCAACCAGACUCAGCUGAGGUGCCACACAACUUCUUGGCUUCGCCGGAGCCUGAAGAUCUCUCUCCUACUUCAAAAGUAGAUUCAGAGCAAUCGAAAGAUGUAGAGGAUUUCCCCUUCAAUUCAUUUCAUAAGGAUUCAAUCAUAACUUUGAGUCAGGAUAUGAGGACCGAGCUAGAAAUCGAAGAAACACUCCUCAAUGAAGGUGUCGCUAUGAACUGUGGGGGACAGAUAGUGGUGGAGGGCGAUGAUCCCGAAGAGUUUUGGGAAAGAACUCAAGAGGUACAUAAAAGAAAAACCCUGGUUGUUGCCAGUCUUCCUCAUUCAGCAGCUUCAGCAAGGGAUGACUUCGGAAACAGCUCCUCUGAUGAUGACAUGGAGCACUAUUUUGACUUCUCAAGGACAAUUGUAAGUCGUACUGGAUCUAAAGAGCAUUGUAAGCCUCCCUCUUCUUCUUCAAAAACUAUGGCUCAGUUGGACGGAAUAGACGAUGGCACUGAAAGUGAUGCAAGUAUUGCCACUAAUGAGAAUUCUGUGAAUGACGAAGAAUCUGGUAAAAAAGCAACAAAAAUUCAAAAGACUAAAAAUGUUCUUGAAUCCGAGCCUGAAAAGAAAAUUGAUCCCAUUCCCGAUUCUAUAACUACAUCUUCACAAAAAACGGUGGUUUCAUCAUUGUCUCCCAUUGCAAUAAAUACUAAUUGUCCACAGCAAAAUUACCUAAACUCUCAUAAUUCCUCCCAAAACACUUGUUCGUCAAGUAAAGAGCAGAACAAGACUCUGUUAGAAACUAAAGAUACUGUACGUUCUCCUCUACAAAGCGAUUUUCCAAAUGUAACAAGACAAGGGCAUGAGGCGUCAAAUUUGAAAGAGCUAUUCCAGAGUUCAAAUUUUGGACUUACCUCUGAAGCAAGAUUGAUACUUGAAAAAUGCGACAGUGCCCCACAUCAACAAACUGAUGUUCGUAAUCCGAAAGUUUUAGAGACGGAGCAUGCACACCCUGCCUCCUCUGCAGAAUCUGCUCAGGCUGCAGAGAAUCAUUCACCGGCUAAUGCAGAGGAACGGAAAAAAGAAGACUCUUUAAAUGCUCCACCACCUCCAACAUCCCAAAUUCCUGCAACGCACACACCUUUGCAAAUUCUCCCUAAUCCUUUGCCAGUCUAUUCCUGUUUGCCAGCCAUCAACCAAUCCCAACUGACGACAAUUCAGCCUGUACUCUCACCACAGGAGUUAACCAGCACCCAACCAGCAGACUCUGUGUCCACUAAACUGACCACUCUCACUCCAGUUGAUGUAACUCAAUCUUUACUAAAUGUUGUCCCUCAGACCGACCCUGUGUUGUCCUCAUCUACGCCCUUUUUGCCAACAGCAUCUACAGCGACUGUGUCUGUCCCCAUGUACUCUGCUCAAACACAGCCCAUGUGCUCCACUGCUCUCACCAUAGUUUCCUCCUCGGCCACACUGGCUUCAGCUCCUUUGUCACUCCACACCACGACAGCUCCGGUCAUUUUGAACGGCUACAGCACCACAUCUCUGCAAAAAGAGUCUACUGCUGGUCACACCAUCUCCAUUAACUUCUCAGCUCCGCGACCAGCACUGGAACCUCAGCAGACAGUGCUGCCCCAAGCUUUGCCUGGACACGCCAUUCUAACAGUGAAGGAAGUGGGCGGCCCCAACGUAGACCCCACUCCCCAUGUUCUCCUUGUUAAUCGUCUUGGCCAAAUAUUUGUGAAAAACCCAGAGAGCAACACUUUCCAACUUCCAACUCCAAACUCUCCUUCUUUUAACUGUGUCACACAGAUCGCCAGUCUUUUACAAAGUAAUGCUCUGUCUGCUACUUUAGCUGCUGCUGGGGGUGUGUCUGUCCCUCCCCCUGCUGCUAACAUGGCUACAGCCACGGUCCCUACAGUUCAAAACCCAACCACAAUUACUCAGCUGCUUGCUCAUAGUGGCAAUGGUGCUAUGCCAACAGUUAGCACAAAGAAACCAAGAAAGAAUGCAAAAACUCCAAAAGAUGAGGGUAUUCCAGAGUCAAAAAAGCCAAAGAAAAAGAAAGAACAAACUUCAUCCAAAAAAUCCAUGUCUGCCAACCUACCCGAGAACCUUCCCAUGACGCCAGCUGAAAGUGCAGAGGCCAUUAUUAACCAGGCCAUGGCCAGUAACUACACCCCAAAGUGGAGCGGUCUCCGUUCCUUAAGUCCUUCUUCUCUUGUUUUACCCCCUGGUCUGUUAAUUGAACCAGAACCCCCAGCAUCUCCGCCCUCUUCUCCACCUGCACCUACACCUACCCCUGCUCCUGCAACCCGGCCCCGCACCCAUGUGCGUAUGAAGAGGGUGUCAUCCUUGUCAGAUCGUAUCGUCACCAAGAAAUCCAAAGUGGACUUUCUUCCACCAGACCCCCCCAGUGAAAUUGAGGAACGCCGGAAACCAAGCAUCUCCAAUCGCAAUUCAGGUGUCCGAAUCAAAACUCCAACAGUGAAGGGGAUCUUGAAUCUGGAUGAGCUAAAGGAGGAGCGUCUGAGCGAUUCUGAGAGCUCAGGGUCUGAGCUCUGGAAUCACAUGUCCAGAGGUGAACAAGGAAAACAUCUGCCUGGUGAACUAGUCGAACACAGCACUGUGAGCGACUGGAAGAAGUACUCAGGGGCUUCUUCAGGGUCAGAGGACGAAUCUCCACCAUCAGAUGAGGAAGAGGAAUGUCCAAGUAACAAGGAUCAGCCGCAUCUUAAAUUUGAGAUCAAGAGCGAUGAUGGGUUUAGUGUUGAAGCAGACAGUAUUGAGGUGGCUUGGAAGGCUGUCAUUGAUGGGGUGCAGGAAGCGCGAGCCAUUGCACGACUGCGACCUUUGACCUUUCAGAAGAUCACUGGGGACCACAUGUUGGGCUUUGUCCAUGACACAGUGAUGUUUUUGCUCGAGCAACUUCACGGAGCUCACCACUGUCAGAAACACACCUUCCGCUUUUUCAAACAGUUCUCCCAAGAAGAUGACCUGCCAGUCAACCCCACCGGCUGUGCCCGCUCCGAGCUCUAUGCCAGAAAGUCAACGUUUGAUAUGUUUAACUUCCUGGCGUCUCAGCACAGACAACUCCCAGACAUAGAUCUUUAUGAUGAUGAGGAAGAUGAAGUUCUUCUCAAAUCCACGAGACGGGCCACCAGCCUAGAGCUGCCAAUGGCGAUGCGCUUCAGACAUCUGGAAAGAACCUCCAAAGAGGCUGUGGGCGUUUACAGGUCUGCUAUCCACGGCCGAGGCCUUUUCUGCAAGAGGAACAUUGAAGCUGGAGAGAUGGUUAUCGAAUAUGCAGGCAUCGUCAUCCGAUCUGUGCUUACAGACAAAAGAGAAAAGUACUACGAUGGCAAGGGUAUUGGAUGUUACAUGUUCCGCAUUGAUGAUUUUGAUGUUGUGGAUGCCACCAUGCAUGGAAAUGCGGCAAGAUUCAUCAAUCACUCCUGUGAACCGAACUGCUAUUCCAGAGUGAUUAACGUGGAGGGUCGUAAACACAUCGUCAUCUUUGCUUUAAGGAAGAUCUACAGAGGAGAAGAGCUCACUUACGAUUACAAAUUUCCAAUUGAAGAUGCCAGCAACAAACUGAACUGCAACUGCGGGGCACGGAGAUGUCGGCGCUUCCUUAACUGAGCAUUUCAUACAAAGAGAGGGAGGAAUUAUCUCUGCCUUAAAGUAAAAUGGCACUGAACGUGGCUCAGUGAUGUGGCAGGAGGGCCACACAAACAGGGGGUUGCCACUAUCAGAGCAGACCGUAACAUCUGGACCAGGACCAGUCCACCUAAGUACUAUUAGUAGAUUUAGGAACAGCGAAAGAACAUAUGGGCAAUGUUCCUGAAACUAUAAUUAUGGCUGCAACAUUUUUUUCUUUCAAAACACACGUCAAGCCUUACCCAUUUGUAUCAUUGCUAAAUCCUAGUUUUUCUAGGUCUUGAGAUUCCUUUUGGGUUAUUCUCUUAAUUAUUCACUUAUAAUCAUGAUCGCUCCAUCUUCAGUGGUGGGAUUUUUGGGCCCCAUCUGUGCAGUCUUACCAUGAGCCAUAUUUUCACCUUUACUUUUACUUUAGUGUUUUAUCUGCAAAUUAAUGUCUCCUGUGGUGAUUUAUUUUUAGAUUUUUCUAUGGUGCUAAGCUUUGAAAGGCUGUCACUUUAAUUUAUUUAACUAAUAUUUCCGUUUUACCAGGAACUGUUCCUUUAUCUGACACCUACAAUUUAUGCACUCAAGUCUAUUUUUGUCAUGUCUACUCAGUUUGACGUCUGAUAGUGUGGGCAGUUUUGUGCCUACAUUUUCCCUUGAAGCAUAAGAAUACAUUAUGAUGAUGUAACGGUUUCAUUGCAAUUACUAAUUUCACACUUGUAAAGACAGACAAGUGUUUUUCAAACUUUUCUUUGGUUGAUGUACAAUGUAUGUAGCAAAUACAGUACUACCAAGCCAAACAUGAAAAGUUAACAAAAUAGUUUUUAAAUCUAUUUUAUUACUGUUAGGGCAAAAGCUUAUUAUCUAUUGCAAUAAGUCUGCAGUUGCACAUACUCAAGACACAGAUUUUAAGUUUUCUUUUUAUUUUCUUUUAGUGAAAGUGCUACAGUCUCUUAUCAGGGAGCACUGUUAAACGCAUGGCCACUGAGUGUGUGCAUAGAGCUUCUGCGCCGAGCUUGUUUCUAAUUAUUGCUUUUCUGGGGCGUCUCUAGAAACCAGUACUGAAGUUGCGUGGUAUACGGCACCUUAAAGAUGUUGAUGUUGUUCUUAGAUGUUCAGUGCUGUCACCAUGAGGUUAAGCAAAUUCACUGUUUAUAUGGAUAGUUCUAUUUAUUCCUGAUUUAUAUUAACAGUAAAUGUGUGCUUUGUAUAAAAGGUAGUGGUCUGGUAUAUUUGGAGAUCUCCCCAUUUAUAUAAUUUUCUUAUUUGGUUUACAUUUUUUUUUUUUUCUAUUUACUUGAAUUUCCUUUUGGGGCUAAGUCAUUCAUUUAUGCCUUUUAUUAUAUAUAUAUUUUUAUUCCCAAAGCAGGUCAUUUAACUGUUCAGUUUGACUAAAUACUGACAGCCACAAGAGUUAGUGCACUGGCUCACCAAAUUAUUAAACAUUGACAUCAUUUCAAUACAACAAAUAGGAUUUUUUUAUUUAUUUUUUUGUCUUGAACUCUUUUCCUUGCAUGUCCAAUCACUGGGAUGGAGCCCAGAUUUACUUGUUUCAAUCACCUUAAAUCACAACUAUUGAGCAGAGUCACUCCCAACUCCUUGCAAGGAUUCUACCUCAGCUGUUUCGGCAGAUGUUUGGGAAUACUGAUGCAAAACGAGAGGAUGAUCAUAAUUUAAGAGUAGUUUGGUUUUAUUCUCCUACAAAGGUGACACAGUUGUCUUUGUGUGUGUGGGCGUACGUGUACGUGCAUGAGUGUGUGUGUGGGUGAGAGAGAGAGAGAGGGAAGAGCAUUUGAUUGAUGCAGAGUACUAGACUCAAGUGAUCAUGACCAUCUAUCCCUGAAUCUGUUCAGAAAGCUGUAUGUUGUAUAAACAUAUAAAGAUGAAAGUAUAUAUAUGGUAGGGUUAUUUUAAAAUAAGUGUAAAAGGUAUAAACAUGAUAAAAAAUAUGUGAUCUUUAAAUAUGUCUUUGUUACCAUGUAAAAAUAAAACCUGAGUUUGUAAAUAUUUGUAUACAUAUUUCUAAACCUGUUUAAUUUUUCUAUGCACUUUUUUAUUUAUGAUGUUAUUUGCCUAAUAAAGAUGUUAUGAUGUUCCAA
Molecule: messenger RNA, 13449 nt
Organism: Periophthalmus magnuspinnatus
Lineage: Eukaryota; Metazoa; Chordata; Actinopteri; Gobiiformes; Gobiidae
Gene: kmt2bb
Product: lysine (K)-specific methyltransferase 2Bb
Exons: 36
Coding region: 35-11347 (3770 amino acids)
Biological process (GO): positive regulation of DNA-templated transcription
Cellular component (GO): histone methyltransferase complex; nucleus
Molecular function (GO): DNA binding; histone H3K4 methyltransferase activity; zinc ion binding
Source: RefSeq, a predicted model, not a curated record